Messenger RNA from Colletotrichum truncatum, 2523 nucleotides. RefSeq names its product regulatory protein (AmdA). Gene Ontology annotation, cellular component: chromatin. NCBI's taxonomy places the organism in Eukaryota, Fungi, Ascomycota, Sordariomycetes, Glomerellales, Glomerellaceae. Gene Ontology annotation, biological process: DNA-templated transcription; regulation of transcription by RNA polymerase II. Gene Ontology annotation, molecular function: DNA-binding transcription factor activity, RNA polymerase II-specific; zinc ion binding; RNA polymerase II cis-regulatory region sequence-specific DNA binding. The record is from RefSeq and is a predicted model, not a curated record.
AUGCCAAUGCCCCGUGGUCGGCCACGUCGUAAUGUGGCACCCUGCAGAUUUUGCCAAAAACAGUUCAAGAGACAGGAGCAUCUUGAGCGCCAUGAACGCACUCACACCCGGGAACAGCCAUUCUCGUGUGACUGUGGACGUACUUUUUCUCGCCAGGAUCUUUUAUCCAGACAUCAGAGAUUGUCUCAUGCCGGUGCACACCAAGAGCAAGAGAGUCCGGACGACGCCAAUGUGGACGCGGUUGAAGCUACAACCGCCGAUGCGCCAACUACCAAGACUUACACCCAGAACGCCACUGCAGUUGAGCACCAAACGACAGUUGUAGACGAGACGAAUCUACAAAAUGAGCAAUCUUUGAAAUUGAUGCUACCUGAAGGAGAUGGAGAUUUUCAGGUUCCACACCCUACGACAUCAUUUGACGCCUCGACAGAAGAACACCCAUUCACUAAUGACCUUCUUCUUGGGAUGAUCAGCCUUGAUUUUGACUUUUUCUGGAAUGAUACCCAGCUUUUGAACCCUCUUUUGUCCGACAGUCUGUUCGACAAUAACUUUCCAUCCACUGAAGGCUUGACAGAAUGUCACACAACUCCAACCUCCGGCCAAAGCAAUCAUAUAAGACCAACCGUUGACUUAAACUUGGGGACAUGGGAACCUUCGUCCAGUUCGCAGCAACAGAUGGACUCUACAGCACCAGAAGAGCACUCGGCUUUUGCCUCGAGGAUGCCUUCCAUGGAACCCGAAGGCACCGGAUCGAUUCCCGCUUCCCUGACAGCCGGUCCCGAGCUAGUGCCUGUAGCAGGGCAGACUCACUCCAUCCGCCCCUGGAAGAUUUCAUCCUCUGAGCACGUCCAAAUUCUCCACAACGUCGCAGCAUGUAAAGAUGUCUUACCAUCGACAUUUCAGCUUCCGUCAAAGCAUACCCUAUCCCGUUUUCUGGAAGGGUAUUUUCGCGGUUUCCACAUUCACAUGCCCUUUCUACACUGCGUCACCUUUUCUGCCUCAUCUGCUAGUCCCGAACUCCUUCUUUCCCUGGCCGCGGUCGGCGCUCUUUAUCGAUUUGAGCGCAUCAAAGCAUACCGGCUCUAUGAGGCCGCCCAGUGCCUGAUUACUUGGCGCCUUGGAGAAAAUCGUCGUGCCGUUCUCAGUCGACUCACCAACGAGUCCGCAAGCCACUCGAGUUACUCAAGAUCUCCGAAUGUGCCUAGUGACGUCCCUGAUGUGAGUUUGAGUAGCGGGCUUGGGGCUGGCGCUCCAGUCGAGAGAAACGGAACCAAACUUCAAACAUUACAGGCCAUGAUUGUAAUCAUGGCGAUGGCAUCAUGGGGUGCCCGCGAUCUACUAUCGGACGCGUUGUCAAUGUCUAGCCAAGUGGCGAUGUUCGCCCGCGAAGUAGGAAUUGCCCAGCCGGAGAGGGGAUCAACAAGGGACAUGUGCUGGGAGGAAUGGACAGGUCGGGAAGAGCGCCGUCGUACACUCUUUUGCGCUUACGUGCUGCUCAACUUGCAGUCUGUUGCAUUCGACGUGCCGCCACUACUCCUCAAUCGGGAGAUCGCCAUAGACUUGCCUGGCUGUGCGUCUGCAUGGAAGGCUACAAACUCGACGGAAUGGUCCCUUCUGCUCGACAGGUACAUGCCGCCAGACCCGUUUCAGAAAAGACUGCAUGAUAUCCUAUCGGGGCGGCGGACUCACGUCGAAUCGCCCCUCUCGUCGUUUGGGAAUUAUGUUCUCGUUCACGGCCUGCUGCAGCAGACUUUAUUAACCAACCAUGCUCGCGAGGGCCCAACCAACGAAAACACUCCCUUCAGCGACGACCAUGUCGGACGCAUGGAGGCUGCGCUUCGUGUUUGGCAGGAGUCCUGGGAGGCUACAUACGAGUCGACCACGGAUCCUUCAUCCCCAAAAGGGCCCAUGGGAUUCAACUCUACUGCGAUACUACGUCUUGUCUAUAUCCGCCUCAACGUAAAUCUGGGGCCUAACAGACAUGUACUAUCUCGUGAUCCUCACGGUAUACUCAAGGCUUUCAAGCAGCCUAUAAUCACUUCAGAAAAACGGUCACUUUGCCUGGACCGGGCAGUGCUCCAGUGUAUUCAUGCCCUCAGCAUCCCUGUAAGGAUCGGCAUCACGUUUGUGUCGCGUACGCAGACAUUAAACUGGAGCAUCCAGCACGCCCUGUGCAACCUAGAAUGCGCAUUCGUUCUUGGACAGUGGCUCUUGGCCGUCUCCGAGUCCGUGGAAGCUUCAGGGCUUGGUUCGCUGCGGGGUGACGAGCGGAGGCUCGUGAACAUGGCGGCGAGUCUGGUGCGGGAAACGGAGUACGGUGACAUUCUGGAUGACGAGCCAAGUCAUGCGGCCCAGAUAAGAAACCUAGCUGCUGCGACUAUGCGGCUCUGGGCCCAAAUAUUGAAAGGCACCCACGCGUUCGAUGUUGUCGAUGUGGUGGGUACAGGCUUGUCGAUGGUGGCCGAUGAGCUGGAGAGGCAAACGUUUGGGGCGGCGGGCAGUUUACAGGGGCCAACCCACUAA